Carassius auratus (goldfish) is the source of this 1986-nucleotide messenger RNA. Its product is annotated as zinc finger protein 239-like. The record is from RefSeq and is a predicted model, not a curated record. Lineage: Eukaryota; Metazoa; Chordata; Actinopteri; Cypriniformes; Cyprinidae. Gene Ontology annotation, molecular function: DNA-binding transcription factor activity, RNA polymerase II-specific. The coding region runs from base 241 to 1386 and encodes 381 amino acids. The transcript is spliced from 2 exons. Gene Ontology annotation, cellular component: nucleus. Gene Ontology annotation, biological process: regulation of transcription by RNA polymerase II.
UUGACAAACAACAUUUAACCUCAGGAGAAGAAGAUUAGUUUCACUGCGCUCUCUGUUUUGUCGUCAUGCUGUUUCAAUAUAGAUUGUUGGAAAUGUUGUUUCUGUAAAUAGAAAAUACAGUUUUUGAGUCAGGUCAGUAAAUACCUGUAAUAUACUCAUCCUCACAGUCGUGACUAAGUUUUGAAGCAAGCAGGAAUAUCUGGAGGAGUAUCAUCUGAACUGAGAUCUGCUGCUGUGAAGAUGGAGUUUGUUAAAGAGGAGAGUGAAGAGAACACAAGUGAACCAGAAACCUGGAGAAUAAAACACGAGGAGCCAGAAACACAGAUAAUAAAACAUGAAGAACCAGAAACCCGGAAAAUAAAUCACGAGGAACCAGAAACAUGGAGAAUAAAACACGAAGAACCAGAAACUCGGGGGAAAAAACACGAGGAGGCAGAAACAAAAAUAAAACACGAAGAACCAGAAACCCGGAAAAUAAAACACGAGGAACAAGGAGAGUAUAUUGAAGAAAAUGAGGAGAAAGAGAUGGAAGUGGAGGAGAGAAAUCAUAUUAAAACUGGAAAAAAACCUUCAAGAUGCUCUCAAAGGAACAAAUUGUCAAGAAAAAAUGGUAUUGAUGUUCACAUGAAACGGCACACUUGUGAUCAGUGCGGGAAGAAUUACACACGAAAAGAACACCUUAGAGCACACAUGAGAGUUCACACUGGAGAGAAACCGUUUAAUUGUGAUCAGUGCGGGAAGAGUUUCACACGAAAAGGACUACUUACAGCACACAUGAGAGUUCAUACUGGAGAGAAACCGUUUAAUUGUGAUCAGUGCGGGAAGAGUUUCUCACAAUUAUCACAUCUUUAUGCACACACAAAUGUUCAUACUAGAGAGAAACUGUACGCUUGUGAUCAAUGUGACAAAAUGUUUUUGAGGGCUUCACACCUGCAGCAACACCUGAGAGUUCAUACAAAAGAGAAACCACAUUUAUGUCAUUUGUGUGGAAAGAGUUUUUCACGUCUACAACAUUUGAAAGGGCAUCAGAAAAUACAUACUGGUGUGAGAGAGUACAUGUGCUUUGAGUGUGAAAAGACUUUUACUUCAGCGAGCAGUUUAAAACUGCAUGAGAGGAUCCACACUGGAGAGAAACCCUACAAAUGUUCACACUGUGACCAGAGCUUCAGUUAUUCAUCAAGUCUGAAAACACAUGAGAGGAUCCACACUGGAGAGAAACCUUACAAGUGUUCAUACUGUGAACAGAGAUUCAGUCAGUCAGGAGUUGUGAAAACACAUGAGAGGAUCCACACUGGAGAGAAACCGUAUCACUGCACUGAAUGUGGGAAGUGUUUCAGCAAUACAUCUUCUCUACACAGUCAUACAAAAAACAUUCACAGUAAAUAGGCCUAGGUCAUCUUCAGAUUUGACGCUGCCUCCCAGUACUGCCACUCCCUAUACGCAGAGUAUGCGAAGAGAAACUCCUUUCUGAUAUUGCUCCAUUAUUUUUCACCGUAGCAUUGGGGGAAUUGGUGACUUCUGAGAGACACUACCACUCUGAGAGGCUCUUUUUAUACACAAUCAUGUUAACACUUGACUUAAGUUGCAAAUUGGUCAUCCAGCCGUUCCUUAUAUGUACAUUUAACUUCUCCUGCCUCUUAUAGCUACCUGUACCAACUUUUUUGGAAUGUGUAGCUCUCAUGAAAUCCAAAAUGAAUCAAUAGUUGGCAUGACAUUUCAAAAACUCUCACUUUCAACAUUUGAUAUGUUAUCUCUAUUCUAUUGUGAAUCAAAUAUAAGUUUAUGAGAUUUGUAAAUUCUUCAUUCCUUUUUUACUCACAAUUUGUAGAGUGUGCCAACCCUUUAAAUCGGGUUUGUAGAUGCAGGAUUUACUGUCAUGUUGAUUUGUAAUUGAUCUGUUUUGCUUCUCUUGAAAAAAAAAAGGAUCUAAAUGGAUUAAAUGUGCCCUUCUUUCAUUAAAGUAAAAAAAGGAAUACUGUUAAAGAA